Messenger RNA from Anguilla anguilla (European eel), 13513 nucleotides. It is a transcript of the gene col12a1b, whose product is annotated as collagen, type XII, alpha 1b. Gene Ontology annotation, molecular function: protein binding. NCBI's taxonomy places the organism in Eukaryota, Metazoa, Chordata, Actinopteri, Anguilliformes, Anguillidae. The transcript has 81 exons. The record is from RefSeq and is a predicted model, not a curated record. Bases 1252 to 12741 code for a protein of 3829 amino acids.
CCGUUAGUACGAGCGCUUUAAUCAGAAUCAUAUCCUCAUGCAUUCUGAGGGCUAUCUUUGAGCGUAAAUAUAAUGCCGAACAGCUGCAUUGUUUUUGGAGUAUGCGUUCACAUUUUUAUUCAAUUUAAGUUAAUGAUCUGGGAAUUUAUCUGCGUAUUCUAAGCUAAUAGCGCAUAAUUUAAACGUGUAUGGCCCCUCUCAACGAUAUAAAAAUGGAGUAAAAAACUUUUGGCAAUUUAAACUUGAACUAUUUCACGAAAAAUUGGGCUAUCUGUGAGAUGAUGCUCAUGAUUGCUUGAUGUCCAUGAACGUUUUAUUAAUUUAACUACGCCUCUUGGAAGUUAUUGCAUUUUUUGCAUUUCUCUUGACAUUGUGCAAUUUUAAUACACUCUUUAAAUAAAAACGUUAUUUAGACUAUUUAUCCGUUUCAAUAUUUGGCUGACACUCUUAGAGCUUAUAAGAGUUGAGCGUGCCAUUGCUGAGUUUUCCCUUCUGUGUUGGAGCUUCUUGGACAGAAUAUACCACCGAGUGAUAAAUUUUAUUUUUUGAAAAUUAUUUGUUUUAUACUUGACUUAUUGAAAGAUAUGGACAGUUUUUGUAUGGACUUGCUGAUACCGACGAAGUAAAUUAGUUUGUAUUAACUUUUCUAAUUGCAUAUGUAUUUAAUUUAUUCUAAUUUAAAUAUAUCAUGGCUCAAGCUUCUGCAUUGACUGUGGACUAUUGCGCGUUUGCACAGCUGCAAAGUUUAUUUUUGUUUUUAUUUUUGUACAGCGGUCUUUGUUUAAAUAAUUUCCUAAUCUUAUUUUAGAAACAUCAUUGCUAUAGCCCACUUACUUUCGCUUGUCAGUAUAAUAGCUAGUGUAGGCUACUGCAUUGGCAUUAGACAGAGACCUUAAUUAAAAAUAUUUAGCUUAUACAACUGUAGGAGGCGUGCUGCAACCAUAGAACCAUCGAUGGGAUUUUUGUUCCAUAUCUUCUGAGGUGCACUUGAUGUGGGCUGUAUGUAUGGGCUACUUAAAACUAGAUUAUGGAACUAGAUAACGUGGCUUGAAAUGGUUCUCCUUUAAAAUGGCUCGUUUAUCCUUUGAGUACCUUUACUGUACCUUGACAGAUUCGGAAAAGUGCAUUGUUUCCCUCAUGAAGACGUUCUUUCCACUGGACUAUGUUAACCGUUAAUUUAUUCGUAGAGUGGAUAAUCGUGUGUCCUCUCCAUAGAUUCAUUCAUGUGCUGCUGAGCCAGAACGACUAAAAAUGAAGAUAAGGCUGUCUUUGGCAGCGGUUGCCCUCCUGAUAGUGCUAGUAACCUGGGUCGAUGCUCAAGCAGUUGAACCCCCCUCAGACUUGAAAUUUAAAAUUCUCAAUGAGAGCACAGUACAAAUGUCAUGGAAGCCGCCAUUGUCAAGGAUACAGGGAUACAGAAUACAAGUGGUCUCUCGCACAGAAGAUACAGCUGAAGAGAUAAAGCUCCCUGCCUCCAGUACGGAGACAUCCAUAACAGACUUGACCCCUGAUGUAGAAUAUGUUGUUACCUUUACUUCCUUUUUGGGAUCAGAGGAAAGUAUACCCAUCUCUGGCCAGCUUACAAUCCAGUCAAGCACCACAAGUGUAACUUCAAAAAGACCACAGCCAACAGAUUCAGUUAAGUGCACCGUGGGUGCCAUCACAGACUUGGUCUUCCUGGUGGACGGCUCCUGGAGCAUCGGGAGGGAAAAAUUUAAAUACAUUCGCAGCUUCAUCGCGGCAAUGGCGGGCGCCUUCGACAUUGGAGAGGACAAGACCAGAGUGGGCGUGGUUCAGUACAGCACAGACACCAGAACCGAAUUCAACCUGAACCAGUACUUCAAGCGUGGCGAGCUCAUCCGAGCCAUUAACAACUUGCCUUAUAAGGGUGGAAACACAAUGACAGGCGAUGCCAUGGAUUAUCUGUUGAAAAACACAUUUACCGAGGCUGCUGGAGCCAGGCAGGGAUUUCCCAAAGUGGCCAUGAUUAUCACAGAUGGAAAAUCUCAGGACCCCGUGGAAGACUAUGCCAAAAAACUCAGGAACAGUGGGGUUGAGAUUUUUGUCUUGGGGAUCAAAGAAGCAGAUGUGGACGAGCUGAAACAAAUGGCCUCCACCCCUUACAGCAGCCAUGUCUAUAAUGUCCCCAACUUUAACUUGAUCAAAGAGGUGCAGCGUAAGCUCAUCGGCCAUGUCUGCAGCGGUGUUGAUGACCAGAUGAACUUUCUCGUGAGCGGGGAAGAAGUGGUGGAACCACCCUCAAACCUGGAAGUCAGAGAGACAGCCUCCAAAUCCAUGAGGGUGACGUGGGAUGCCUCCUUGGGGGAGGUCACCGGGUACAAACUCCAGCUGGUCCCCAUGUUAGCAGGCAGCAAGAAGCAGGAGCUGUACGUAGGACCCUCUCAGACCUCGGUGACCGUGAUGGACCUCUCCCCGGACACGGAGUAUGAGAUCAGCCUGUUUGCCCUGAACGGUCUGAUGCCGAGCGAGCCCGUCAUGACCAUGGAUAAGACCCAGCCGACGAAGGUCUCUCUAGAAUGUUCCCUUGGUGUGGAUGUACAAGCAGAUGUUGUUCUCCUGGUUGACGGCUCUUACAGCAUAGGAUUAGCCAAUUUCGCCAAGGUGAGAGCCUUUCUUGAGAUUCUGGUGAACACCUUUGACAUUGGACCGAAUAAGGUCCAGAUCAGCCUGGUUCAGUACAGCAGGGACCCACAUACCGAGUUUUCCCUGAACACACACCACAACCUCGACGCCGUGGUCAAAGCCGUGCGGUCGUUCCCGUACAGAGGAGGCUCCACGAACACGGGGAGGGCCAUGACCUACGUCAGGGAGAAGAUCUUUAUCCCCGCCAGGGGGGCGCGAACCAACGUGCCGCGCGUCACUAUCCUCAUCACGGAUGGGAAGUCCUCGGAUGCCUUCAAGGACCCAGCCACGAAACUGAGGAAGGCCGACGUGGAGAUCUUCGCUGUGGGCGUCAAGGAUGCCGUUCGCUCGGAAUUGGAGGCCAUUGCUAACGAGCCGACGGAGACCCACGUCUACACCGUGGAGGACUUUGACGCUUUCCAGAGGAUAUCCAAGGAGCUGACGCAGUCCAUCUGUCUGAGAAUUGAGCAGGAAACCAUGAAUAUUAAGAAAAGGAGUUUAUAUCCACCAAAGUCGCUGACCUUCUCAGAGGUGACUUCCAGAAGUUUUCGGGCCAGCUGGGUCUCGAACAGCACGGACGUUUUGUCCUUCAUGGUGAAGUUCAGAAAGGCUGCAGACACAGAUGGAGACUACGUGUCUGUUUCGGUGCCUGGGGACACUUUUACUGCUGUCCUGCCCCACCUCACACCCCUCACCAAAUAUGAGGUGAAUGUCUUCGCUCACUAUGAUAUCGGAGAAAGCUUUCCCUUGAAAGGAAUGGAGACAACAUUAGAGGAACAAGGAACAGUGCGGAACCUCAGGGUGUCGGAGGAGACGACGGACAGUUUCCGGGUGUCGUGGGGUGCGGCCCCGGGGGCGGUGGUGAGGUACCGCCUGUCCUACGUGCCGGUCAGCGGCGUCGGGCCGAGGCUGGAGACGGCCACCUCCGGCCCCGAGACCUCCAUCGUGCUGAGAGAGCUUCUCCCCGCUACCACAUACCGCGUGUUUGUGACUGCUGAGUACCAGUCUGGGCUGGGAAAGGAGAGGCAAAUCGAUGGAACCACCAAAGAAGCUCACGGGUCCCCGCGUAACCUGCGAGUCUUCAACGAGACCGUGUCCAGCAUGCGGCUCUCCUGGGGGGCGGCGCCGGGCCGGGUGCUGCAGUACCGCGUGGCCUACCAGCCGGUGGCGGGAGGCGAGAGGAAGGAGAUCUCCGUCAAGGGCGAGAACACGGCCGCGCUGCUGAAGGGCCUGCGGCCGGCCACCGAGUACGACCUGUCCGUCAGCGCCCGCUACGCCACCGGGCUCGGGGACCCGCUGGCCGGACGAGGGACCACUCUCGAAGAGAUGGGCUCCCCAAAAAAGCUGGUCACAAAAAACGUUACGGACACCAGCUUUGAGGUGUCCUGGACGGCCGCCCCCGGCAACGUACGGUUGUACCGGGUGACGUGGAAGUCGCUGUUCACCGGGGAGGCCGGGGAGAAGACGGUCCCGGGCGGCGUUACGGACACGGUUCUGGACGGCCUGACCCCGGAGACCCGGUACCAGGUGUCCGUGCACGCGCAGUACAGCCGCGGAGAGGGGCAGCCGCUCGUGGGAGAAGAGACCACAGACGCUUCGGAGGCUGCCAAAACAUUGGCCGUGUCCGAGGAGACGGAGAAGAGCAUGAGGGUGACCUGGCAGGCGGCGCCGGGCAAAGUGGUGAGCUACCGGGUGACGUACCGACCCAAGACCGGGGGGAAGCAGCUGGCGGCCAAGGUGCCGGGGAACGUCACCACCACGGUCCUGAGGCGGCUGCAGCCCCUGACCACUUACGACAUCAUGGUGCACCCCGUCUACAAGCGAGGAGAAGGAAAAGCAAGGCAAGGAGUAGGAAUGACACUCUCACCUUUCAAGGGUCCUAGAAACCUCCAGACUUCAGAGCCAACAAAGACCAGUUUUCGGGUUAGCUGGGACCCCGCUCCGGGGGAUGUACGAGGGUACAAAGUGACAUUUCACCCCUCCGAGAACGAGGUGGACCUCGGCGAGCUUCAAGUUGGGCCGUAUGACAACACAGUGGUUCUGGAAGAACUCAGGGCUGGCACAAAGUACACUGUGAGUGUGUCUGGAAUGUUUGAUGGAGGACUGAGCUUGCCAUUGGCUGGAGAGGAGAAGACCACCCUCUCUGAUGCGCCUGACCCCCCAGUCAUCGCUACACCAGACGUCCAAUGUAAGACCGCCGCCAAGGCUGACAUUGUCCUGCUAGUGGACGGGUCAUGGAGCAUCGGGCGCCUGAACUUCAAGACCAUCCGGUCGUUCAUUUCUAGCAUGGUGGGCGUCUUCGACAUCGGUCCGGACCGGGUUCAGAUCGGGUUGGCUCAGUACAGUGGUGACCCCAAGACCGAGUGGCACCUAAAUGCUCACAAAACUCGUCAGGAAUUAUUGGAUGCUGUGGCCAGCCUACCAUAUAAAGGGGGGAACACACUGACAGGUCUUGCUUUGAACUACAUCCUCCAGAACAACUUCAAACCCAAUGUAGGACUGCGGCCUGAUGCUAGAAAGAUCGGCGUGCUCAUCACUGAUGGAAAAUCUCAAGACGAAAUUGACCAAAACUCUGCAAACCUGAGGAAUGAGGGCAUUGAACUGUAUGCUAUUGGUGUCAAAAAUGCAGAUGAAAAUGAAUUGAGGUCCAUUGCCUCAGAUCCUGAUGAGAUCCACAUGUACAAUGUGGAAGACUUUUCUUUCCUGCUGGACAUUGUGGAUGACCUCACCGUCAACCUCUGUAACAGUGUCAAAGGUUCAGAUGAACUGGAGCCGCCCACCAACUUGGUGACUUCUGAGGUGACCCACCAUUCCUUCCGUGCCACCUGGACUGCACCGUCCGGGCCUGUGGAAAAGUACCGGGUGGAGUACGUGGUCGCAGCCGGGGGCCGGCCCCUAGAGAUGUUUGUCGACGGGACGGUGACCACUGCGGUCCUGGAAAACCUGACUCCUCUGACGGAGUACAUCGUCAAGGUUCACGCCAUCUCGGGUGAAGUGAGCAGUGAGCCACUGAAAGGCACAGAAACCACCUUGCCACUCCCUGGUGUGACGCGCAUGAGGGUGUUUGAUGAAACCACCACCACCAUGAGGGUGAAAUGGGAUGCGGCCGCGGGGGCCACCGGCUACCAGCUGCUUUACAGCGCGCUCAACGCCACUGUGCCCACAGUGGAGAAGGAGGUGCGCGUUGGGGGAGAAGUGACCGAGGUCCUGCUGGAACAUCUGAUCCCCAACACAGCUUACACUCUCUCCCUCAUCGCCCUCCACGAUGAAGAGGCCAGCGACCCCCUGAGCCAGCAAGGGGUUACCCGGCCCAUGCCGCCCGCGGGCAAGCUAAGGGUCACCGAUGUCACCCACAGCACCAUGAAGCUCAACUGGGAUGCGGCACCGGGCAACGUGCGCAAGUACAUCAUCACGUAUAAACCAACGGACGGAGAUCUCAAAGAGAUUGAGGUAGGUGGUCACAUAACAACAUUGGAUGUUGGUGGCCUCAUCUCCCAAACUGAGUAUGACGUUGCGGUCACACCACAGUAUGAUGAGGGAGUUGGAAACCCAAUGCUUGGACAGGCUGUCACGGAUGUUGUUCCUGCUCCGAAAAACCUUAGGUUUUCAGAGGUUACCCAGACCUCUUUCAGGGCCACCUGGGAACAUGGGGCACCUGAUGUGGCCCUCUACAAAGUUUCCUGGACGAAGAAGGGCGAGCAAAACUUUGAAACUGCCAUUCUUAACAGCGAUGAGACCACCCUUGUUUUGGAAAACUUGGAAACUGACACUAUGUAUGAUGUGACCGUCUCAGCCAUCUAUCCAGACGAGUCAGAAAGCGAGGAACUCAUGGGCAGCCAGCGAACCUUGUCAAAGAGCAGUAAGCCUGUGGUCAUGGGGCCUCCAGGGAAAAUGCACGUGUACAACGCCACCACCACCUCCCUGUCAGUGAAGUGGGACCCCGCCCCGGGCCAGGUCAAGAACUACCAGAUCACCUAUGUGCCAGUGGCCGGGGGAAAGAACAUUACUGUCCAGGUUGGACCGAAGAAGACCAGCACCGUUCUCCAGAAGCUUAUCCCUAACACACUCUAUUCCAUUUCCGUGGCUGCAGUUUAUCCUACUGGGGGCCCCCUGAGCAUAUCUGGCACUGGAAAGACAAAUCCUUUUAGUGGAGUGAAAAAUCUGCAGGUUACAGACCCAACCAUGACUACUCUCAAUGUACGCUGGUCACCAGCUGAUGGAAAUGUGCGACAGUACAAGGUCAUCUACGCCCCUGCGGCAGGGGGUGAUGAGACCAUGGAACAAGUGCCUGAAAGUACAACGGCUACUGUCCUGAAGAACCUUCAUCCGGACACGGUCUACACAGUGUCAGUGGUUCCUGUGUACGCCGAAGGAGAUGGGAAACGCGAGUCAGAAAAUGGAAAGACAAGGCCUUAUGGUGGAGUGAAAAGUCUCCAGGUUACAGACCCGACCAUGACCACUCUCAACGUGCGCUGGGGUCCAGCUGAUGGUGACGUGCGACAGUACAAGAUCGUCUACGCUCCGGCGGCAGGGGGAGACGAGUCUGUGGACCAUGUGUCUGGAAGUACAACGACUACUGUUCUGCAGAACCUUCAACCGGACACAGUCUACACAGUGUCAGUGGUUCCUUUGUAUCCUGAAGGAGAUGGGAAAUCCCAGUCAGAAAAUGGAAAGACAAGGCCUUAUGGUGGAGUGAAAAGUCUCCAGGUUACGGACCCAACCAUGACCACUCUCAAUGUGCGCUGGGGGGCAGCUGACGGCGACGUGCGACAGUACAAGAUCAUCUACGUCCCGGCGGCAGGGGGCGAAGAGACCACGGACACUGUAUCUGGAAGUGCAACCACUGCUGUUCUGAAGAACCUUAAUCCGGACACAGUCUACACAGUCUCGCUGGUUCCUGUGUACGCUGAAGGAGACGGGAAACGCCAGUCAGAAAAUGGAAAGACAAGGCCGUUGGCGGGAAUCAGGAAUCUGCAGGUUACUAACCCCACAAUCAGCACGCUCAACGUGCGUUGGGAUCCCGCCCCAGGGAAUGUACGCGAAUACAAAAUCAUCUACACGCCAGCUGCCGGGGGCCCCGACAACAUGGAAAGAGUUUCUUCAACCAACACUGUUCUGAGAAAUCUUCUGCCGGACACCCUCUACACCGUGACAGUUUUGCCUGUGUACCCAGCAGGGGAUGGCAGACGUCAGUCUGAGAAGGGAAAGACAAAGCCUUUGGGUGGAGUGCAGAACUUGAAGGUCACGGACCCCACCAUCAGCUCACUCAACGUGCGUUGGGAGCCAGCCGCCGGGGACGUUCGCGAGUACAAGAUCAUCUACGUUCCCACCGCGGGGGGCGAUGAGCUCAUGGAGCAGGUAUCUGGAAGCACAACUAGCACCGUUCUGCAAAACCUCCGGCCGGACACUGUCUACACAGUGUCGCUGGUGCCUGUGUAUGCUGCAGGAGACGGCCAAAUCCAAUCCGAAAACGGCAAGACUUCGCCCUUGGGGGGAGUCAGGAAUCUGCAGGUAACGGACCCCACCAUCAGCACGCUCAACGUGCGUUGGGAGCCAGCCGAGGGAAACGUGCGCCAGUACAAGGUUUCCUACGUUCCUGCCACAGGAGGCACAGAGCGGACGGAUUACGUUUCUGGGGGCACGCCUUAUACAGUUCUGCGGAACCUUCUGGCAGACACAGUCUACUCAGUGACAGUUGUGCCUGUGUACCCUGACAUGGAGGGCAAACCACAGUCUGAAAAUGAAAAGACAAAGCCCUUGGGCGGAGUCAGAAACUUGCAGGUCACCGACCCCACCAUCAGCACUCUCAACGUGCGCUGGGAGCCAGCCGAAGGGAACGUGCGCGAGUACAAGGUUCUCUACGUUCCCAUCCCAGGGGACGUGGAAGAAACGCAAACGGUCUCUGGAGGAACCACCAAUACCGUCCUGCGUAACCUACAGCCAGACACACAAUACCAGGUAUCGGUGGUGCCCGUGUAUCUAGAUGCAGAAGGCAAGAAGCAGUCUGAAAACGGGAAGACAAGGCCCUUGGGUGGCGUGAAGAACCUGCAGGUCAUCGACCCCACUGUCAACUCUCUCAGGGUGCGCUGGGAACCAGCUGAUGGAGAUGUGCGCCAGUACAAUGUUUUCUACGUCCCUGCUGCAGGAGGCCAAGAGUCCAUGGAGCAAGUCUCUGGAGCAACGGUCAACACAAUCCUGAGGAAUCUUAAGCCAAAUACCGCAUACAAAGUCUCUGUAGUACCAGUGUAUGUGGACGUAGAGGGGAAACGACAGUCCGAAAAUGGAAAGACAAAGCCUUUGGGUGGGGUGAAAAACUUGAAGGUAACAGAUCCUACCACAAGCUCCCUCAAGGUUCGCUGGGAGCCAGCUGAGGGAAACGUGCGCCAGUACAGGCUUUUUUACAUUCCGGCUACUGGGGGGGCUGAGGACAUGGAGCAGGUCUCUGGUGGCACGACCAGCACUGUUCUGCGGAACCUUCUCUCGGACACACCCUACACAGUGACAGUGGCGCCCGUGUACCCAGAAGGCGAGGGAAAACGCAUGUCUGAAAAUGGAAAGACGUUGCCACGCACCCCACCCAGGAACAUCCAGGUCUACAACCCCACGCCCAACAGCCUGAACGUGCGCUGGGAGCCCGCGACCGGGAAGGUGCAGCAGUACCGCGUGACAUACUCUUCCCUGACUGGAGUUCGGCCUGACAAUUCUGUCCUGGUUCCUGGAAACACACACAACGCCUUCCUAGAUUCUCUCAUUCCUGACACUCCUUACUCAGUGAGUGUCUUGCCUCUGUACGCCGAUGGAGAGGGAUCGCCGGUGAAAGGAAACGGCAAAACCCUACCUCGCGGGGGACCCAGGAACCUUCGAGUGUUUGGUGCCACCACCAACACUCUGAACGUCGGCUGGGACCAUGCCGAGGGGCCCGUCCAGCAAUACAAGAUCGCCUACGCCCCCCUGACUGGGGACCCCAUCACUGAAUAUGCCAUCGUCCCUGGAAACAGAAACAAUGCCAUGCUGCAGAACCUCCAGCCUGACACUCCAUACAACAUCACUGUGGAAGCCGUUUACACCGACGGACCUGGAAAGAAGCUGUCUGGGAACGGACGCACACUCUCCCUCUCGGCGCCCCAGAACCUGCGAGUCUCCGACGAAUGGUACACCCGAUUCCGCGUGUCAUGGGACCCUUCUCCUUCCCCAGUCCUGGGGUACAAGCUGGUCUACCAGCCUACAGAUAAGGACGAGACCCUGGAGGUAUUCGUGGGUGAUGUGACCUCAUACACGCUACACAACCUGCAGCCAGGCACUACCUAUGAUGUCAAGGUGUUCGCCCAAUAUGACGGAGGGAUGAGUGGAUCUCUCGAUGGACAGGGAACUACACUGUACCUAAAUGUCAGCAACAUUGAAACCUUUAACGUUGGCUACGACAAAUUCUGUGUGAAGUGGACACCACAUCGGGCCGCCACCUCUUACCGAAUCAAGCUGAACCCUCUUGACCCUUCCAGCAAGGGCCAGCAGGAAAUCACAAUCACUGCUGCCCAGACUCAGUACUGCUUCGAUGGCCUCUCCCCUGAUGCCUUGUACAACGCCACGGUGUUCGUCCAAACCCCCAACCUGGAGGGGCCCGGGGUCAGCGCCAAAGAGAGAACCCUGGUAAAGCCCAGUGAACCCCCAACUGCAGCCCCGACGCCUCCUCCUCCUCCCACCAUUCCUCCUGCCUGGGAAGUGUGCAAAGGCGCCAAGGCCGAUGUGGUGUUCCUUAUCGAUGGGUCAUGGAGUAUUGGAGAAGAAAGCUUCCACAAAGUCGUGAACUUUGUUUUCAACAUUAUCGGAGCCUUUGAUGUCAUCAGCACAGCAGGAAUGCAGGUAUCAUUUGCUCAGUUCAGUGAUGAAGCAAAGACGGAGUUCAGGCUUAAAACUUACCACGAUAAAGGCAACGUGCUGUCAGCUCUCCAUCUCAUUCCAUACAGGGGAGGAAACACCAAAACAGGUGUUGCUCUCAAGCACGUCAGUGAGCGGGUCUUCACAACUGACAGCGGAAUGAGACGAAAUGUUCCAAAGGUUCUGGUGGUGGUCACAGAUGGACGAUCUCAGGAUGAGGUUCAGAAAAGUGCCUCCAAACUCCAGCAUGCUGGUUAUAGUGUGUUUGUUGUUGGUGUCGCUGAUGUGGACUACGCAGAGUUGCAGAACAUUGGAAGCAAGCCAAGUGAAAGACACGUGUUUGUUGUGGAUGACUUUGAUGCCUUCUCAACGAUUCAGGAUAACCUCGUCACAUUUAUCUGUGAAACAGCAACCUCCACUUGUCCUUUGAUUUACUUGAAUGGGUUCACAUCACCAGGCUUUAGAAUGCUUGAGGCAUUCAACUUGACUGAGAAGACCUACGCCUCUGUAAAAGGAGUUUCAUUGGAACCUGGCUCAUUCAACAGUUACUAUUCAUACAAAAUCCACAAAAAUGCAUUUUUGACACAGCCCACUACGGAAAUUCACCCUGAUGGACUGCCGCAGGCUUAUACCAUACUCCUUAUGUUCCGCCUCCUCCCUGAUUCGCCGACAGAGGCGUUUGACAUCUGGCAGGUGUCUGACAGCGGCAACAAGCCUGAAGUCGGGGUUACCAUUGACCCUUCAAGCAAAACCGUAUCUUUUUAUAACAAGGACACACGGGGGGAGAUCCAGAAAGUCAGCUUUGAUAACGAGCAAAUCAAGCAAAUCUUCCAUGGGAGUUUCCACAAGCUACACAUCCUGGUUUCCCCCAAGAGUGUCAAAUUGAACUUGGACUGUCAGGAGGUGGGGGAGAAAGAGAUUAAGGCAGCUGGAAACACCUCCACAGAUGGAUAUCAAGUGCUCGGCAAAAUGUCCAAGUCAAUGGGCUCGAAAGGAGACUCAGCAACAUUCCAGCUCCAGAUGUUUGAUAUUGUCUGCAGUUUGGGUUGGACAAGCAGAGACAGAUGCUGUGACCUGCCAUCCAUGAGAGACGAGUCCAAAUGCCCGCCCCUUCCCAAUGCUUGCACAUGUGCACUAGAGAAUGUGGGACCGCAAGGACCCCCUGGGCCUUUGGGUGUGCCUGGUUCUAAAGGUCCACGGGGUGAGAGAGGAGAACCUGGUUCACCUGGCGCCAUUGGCCCACAUGGCGAACAGGGAUUGCCAGGCCCCAUGGGACUUCCUGGCCCUCAAGGCCCCAGCGGAAGGUCUCUCACCGGAGAGCCUGGUCGUCCUGGACCCAAAGGAGAUCCCGGUGACAGUGGACUACCUGGGCCGAAAGGCACACCUGGUCAAUCUGGAGCUAUUGGUCCCAUUGGACCAGCUGGAGUACGGGGACCCCCUGGAAACGAAGGACCAGCUGGACCCAGAGGCCCACCAGGCCCAAUGGGACCUGCUGGAUCUCCCGGAAUGUCUGGACCUAUCGGAAAACCAGGAAAACCUGGUGACACAGGGCCUCUGGGAACAACAGGUCAAAAAGGAGAUAAGGGAGACAGGGGAGACUUUGCAUCCCAAAACAUGAUGAGGUCCAUAGCUCGUCAAGUCUGUGAACAGUUGGUGAAUGGUCAAAUGGGCAGGGUUAAUCAGCUAUUGAACCAGAUUCCCAACGGCUACCGUAACAACCACCCCGGUCCUCCCGGUCCUCCUGGUCCUCCUGGCAAUCAGGGACCGCGUGGAGAACAGGGCCAAGCAGGCCGAACUGGCUUCCCGGGAAGUCCCGGUUUACCUGGUCCCCAAGGAGAGCGAGGGCCAGCAGGGGAGAAGGGUGAAAGAGGAAACCCUGGUGUUGGACAGAGAGGACAAAGAGGACCAUCUGGACCUCCUGGCCCACAAGGGGAUUCUAGGGUUGGCCCACCAGGCCCUCAAGGCCCUGCUGGGUCCCGAGGGCCCGCUGGUCGCCCAGGCGUUGCAGGGGUCAGGGGUCCGCCCGGUCAACCCGGCUACUGCGAUUCAUCGCAGUGUGUAGGCAUUCCUUACAACGGACAAGGAUACCAAGAACCAUACCGACCAGAGCCCGAAACCUACGUAGGUCCAAUACCUGAAGAAGAGGAAUAUGAGACUGACUCUCGAAAACGCCGCAGAAAGAGGUCACUAUCAAGAAAGGAAUCAGUAAGGAUAGCCGCAUAAAAAGAGGAUUAUGUUUUUAUCAAAAUUAUUAUUUGUUGUUGUUCACAUAAACUUCUGUUAAGGGAAAUUCAGUCAAUACUAGAUAUUGGGGUUUGAUACCUCUUCAUUAUUUGGACAAAAACGUUUUACGUAUGUGAAUUGGGGGGGGGGGGGGGGACUUAAAACAUAAAUCUCAUUUCAAAUUUCUUGAAUAUCUGUGAGCUUUCUAUCUCUUCACUUAUAUGUUCUGCUUGUAAUAUAACCGCAUUAAAUGUCUUAAAGAAUCCAAUGUUUAACGCACUCAUCGUGUAACAAAUUGGCAUUCAAAGAUGUGAGGGCAUACAGCAAUGAACUACACAGGUUUUUUCCUCUUUUAUUUAUCACACAACUCAAUAUAAAGGUGUAUGUUGUCAUAUUACAAUGGUAUAUUUGCCAUUUUGAAAGGUGGACCUUUCUUCUGCCUUCAGUUUUCCAGACUUCAAUACAGCAGUUAAACAUUGCUUCCAUUUUGUUAUUUUAGACUAAAUAUUUAUCAGUUUUAUUAUACCAAUUCACAGCUGAUUUUACCAAAGGUGGAAUUGCAUGUCUGUGGUGUAUAUUUAGUACAUUUUUUAAUCAGAAUAUAGUUGUUGUUUUUAUCAAUUUCUAAUGCAGUUAGAAUUUGUUUGCAAGACUAUGGAUAUAGAAUUGCUGUUUCAUGUUUUUAACUGCAAAUUGUGAAUUUCACAGCCUUAUUUUCUUAUUUAUUUCUGAAACAGGAGAGGCAUUUUUCAAUAAAACUACUGAAAAUAUA